Siniperca chuatsi (mandarin fish) is the source of this 5873-nucleotide messenger RNA. RefSeq lists its product as uncharacterized. The coding region runs from base 219 to 5456 and encodes 1745 amino acids. The transcript is spliced from 24 exons. The record is from RefSeq and is a predicted model, not a curated record. Gene Ontology annotation, molecular function: guanyl-nucleotide exchange factor activity. Lineage: Eukaryota; Metazoa; Chordata; Actinopteri; Centrarchiformes; Sinipercidae.
UGACGGGGAAGCCAGUGCUCUGCCUCUCUCACGCUCCAACAGGAGUUUAGUCUGCUCCAGCUGCUUACACCACACGCACACAGAGAGAGCUGAGACCUGUUGCUAUCACAGCAAUGAUUUACAGCACCUACAGAGUGGAUUGUACACUGGAUUUCAGCGCUUGGAGUUGAUAACACUUAUUUACUUUUUAUAAGUUUGGUAUUUUGUCUGGUGCCUAAAUGCUGUCACUGGGCAAAAUGCACUCCAGAGCAAAGUCCCGGAGUUGUGACAACUACCUGAGUAUUAAGGACGCUGAGUCUUUGGACAACUGUAUCCAGAGCACCUUGUCGGCUCUGUACCGACCCUUCAGUGCCACCGCUGCCACGGUCCUGUGGCAGCUCUUCAGUGUGGUGGAAAGGCAGUACCGAGGAGACGGCCUCCGCUGCCUCAUUGACUUCUUGCUUCCUGCCAAGAGGAUCCUGCAGAUCAUCCAACAAGAAACCUGUGUGAGCUUCAGAGGAUUGCUGUUCUAUCAUGAGGGGUGGCCUCUCUGCAUCCACGAAAAAGUCGUUCUGCAGCUUGCCCCUCUGCACAAAGUGCGACUAAAGCAAGGAGACUUCUACCUACAGAUAGUUCCUUUAGGCCGCAAGACUGCCAAGCUAGUAAUAAAAUGUUUGUCAGCCAGUGGGCAGGCCAUUGCAGAAAUCCCCAUCGCAGAGAGCAUGUAUGGCAGCAUCUUCACAGCUGAGUGCUUGCAGAAUGUAACACGUGACCGAAACCUGCACCCACUACAGAACUGUCUGCUUACCACUGGUACGGCUGUGUACAGGACGCCGUUGAAGAACGUGGUCAACCCACUGUUUGUCAGCAGCACAUCGGACGCCAUCAUGCAAGCACACUGCAGCAGAGGUGGCUUCCGCGGCCAUCUCAGCACCUGCAGCACUAGUGGAUCCACAGGGACUCUGGACAGCCAUCGCAGCUCCAGAGAGUCCCUGCACUCUCAAGGAGCUGACUCAAUCUUUUCUGAGCCCACCUCCCAAAAUACACACCACAUAGACCCCAGCAGUGAGAACCACAGUGUCAGUGCACCGGACACUGCUACACCCAUCAUUCAAAUCAAAAGACCCACUGAUGAGUGUGGAAGUGAGGAUAGUGGUGGGAGAGAAAAGGGGCCGGGGUCCAAGAUGCUGUCUUUUAGUACGGACCUCAGUAACCCAGGCCCUCGACGCCGCCUCCCAAGAGACUCCGUAGCUUUUGAGAGCAGGAGACUUUUCAGGAAAUCUUACAUGGAGGCCCUGCAGAACCCCAUGAGCCUCGGGUCCAGCUCUGAAUCCAUCCUGGAAGAAAGCCCAGAGCAUAGUGGUGGCUUAAGAGAGAGAACAGUCACACCAGGCAACAGCCCCGACACCCAGUCCUCCUCCAGAGAACACUUAUCUCGGAGGUUGGGUAGCCGGGGCUGGCUCAGUGGUGAUGAUUCCAGGCCCAGCACACCUUUACAUUACUUACAGAGGGGGUUGAGGAGUGCAGAGAGACGAGCAGAGAGACGUUCAAAGUCACUGGAGAGGACUAACAAGGCAGGUCAGGUUAAGGGCCACCGGGAACGAUCCUCUUCUGGAGGCUCAGCUAGCAUCUCCCCCAAAAAGCUGAUGAAUGGCUAUGCUCUUCGUUUUGGGAAGCUGGAUGUUGAGGCAGCUUUUCCUGGUUCUGAGAGACAAAGCAGUAAAGAGGAGUCAGGACAGCGUGAUGACACCAUCAGCAGUGAGAGUAGGAGGCACAGGCACAUUGGGGAAGAGUCACACAGUCCUAAAGCUGCCAAUGGGACGGCCAUCAGGCUGGCUUCAGUAUCAAGCUCUUCCUAUGAGACUAACUCAGCCCUCCCCAAGCUGGUGUCAGAGGUCAAUCAAGAGCUGCUCACAUCGGGUGCUGUGACCUUGCCAGGAAACAGAGAUCGCAGUGGGAGGGCAGUGCUGCAGGUGUGCACGAGAUCUCAGGUGUGGGCAGGUGAGAGUUGUACGGUCAAUGACCUCACCUGUUUACUGGGCUACUACUACUCCACACUGCGGAAAGAAAGGCGUGAUCAAGGUCUAACUGUUGUAAUAGACAGCAGGAGGCAACAGCCUGUUCCAGCUCUGUUGUCAUCUGUGUCUGAAUUGCAGGCCUUAGUACCAAAUGCACUUUACUCGGUUCUCUUCCUGAUGGACAAGGAGACAGCAGCCAAACCAGAGAGAGACAUUAAUGUACAGACUGAGACGCUGUCAUCUCUGAAAGCCCUGCUGAAGCACAUCGACCAAACCCAGCUCACACAAGACCUGGAAGGCACCUUCCACUACGACCACAACCACUGGAUCCACUUCAGACAGAAAAUUGAACCAUUUGCCAGCAGUUGCAGCGCAGCCAUCUCCUCCCUUCAGGAGUCAAUCAGCACACUGAGCAACAGUGGCAACCUGAAGACCUCUAAGGAGGUGUCUGAGGUGAUGGAACAGCAGAGGCAUCUCAUGAAGUGUGUACUAGAUGACACCCGUCUAAACAGACUGCGUCUAGAGGGAGGCACUGUCCUCGCCCGCAUCAGGAAGGAAGAGGCCUGUGAGAAUGAAAACUACAGAGAUGCUGUAGACAUGUUGAAUGCACUGUACAACCAAGUAGAUGAAGAAGUCCAUAAGCUUGUGAUCCUAUCCAACAAGUCCCACAAACAGUUAGAGAACCUGCUGGAGGUGCGCAAGUUUGAGGAGCAAACACAACAGAUCAAACUCUGGUUCAGUGGAGAGGGAGAGAAGCAACUCGCGCCUUUGGAAUCGCUAACUCUGUCUGUGGCCAAAGUUAAGGAGAUGAGAGAGAGCUUGGACCAGUUUCUGGAGGAGUCCGUGCACCAGCAGAGGCAUGGCCUGCAGCUAGUGAAAGAGUCUCCGCAGUCCCUUCCAGGUUCUGUUCUCCUUGACUUUAAGCAACAUCUGGGCUCCAUCUUAAGCAGAGUGGAGAGGAGGAAGGCCCAGCUAGAGAUUUUAACCAACCUGUAUGAAUUCUAUGACUCAGUGAACCAGUGGGUGGAGCACUGCCAGCAUUAUUUCUGUCACCUGAGUCUGGACAGUACAGGUGUCAGAGUUUCGUCAUCUGUGGUGCAGAUCCUGCAGGAUUAUUACACCGAGGCAUCCAAGUUCUCCAUGGACAAUUUCAGCACCCUCAAUGACAUGGUGCUCUCCCUGGAGAGUCCUCAGCAGCUGCAGCAGUGGAACACAGUGCGGCACAAAUGUCAGCAAACCAAACAGCAGUUGGAAGAGACUUUGGCCCAAGCCAUGACAGCAGCCCCGAACUCUACAGACACGGCAGCUUCUUUAAAGACUGCAGAAAGCCAGAUAGCCACUACAGAACAGCAUGGAGCUAGUGGAUGUGUGCAUCUACCUGGGGCAAUUACGCCAUUAACUUUUGACGACAACAAGCCUCACUCCGCUGGGCCUUUCUCCAAGAGCCCCUCCAGUUCAAUCUCCUCCGCCACACACUUCACUUUCCCCACCGACUGUGACAGCAAACUGAGGCAGAGUCCGUCCAUGUUUGACGACACGGACAGCGACUGCACCAUUGACUCGACCAUUUCCUGCCACUCAGAGCCCGUCUACUCCGGGGCCGCCCGCCUUCGCAAGCAGCCAAUGAAGAAGAUCAUGAAGAAGACCAUGAGCUAUGAGCUGACUCCAAGGGACAGUGGUCACUCAGACGUCAGCCACAUUCAUGGCUACACGGGUGUGUACAUCAAGGGUUUGGAGGUGGCUAAUAAUGUGUCUGCAGAGAAGAAGCUGCAGAGACCUGACGUGACGAGCCCUGUGUUAGGACGCAGCCGCAGCAUGUCUACGCCCUCCAGGAUCCACAACAGACGCAGUGACGGAGAUGGCAAGAAACAGAGCAGUAAAGUGCAGCACAUCAUGGAUGAGAUGAUUUCCACAGAGAGGGAGUAUGUUCGCUCUCUUAGCUACAUCAUUGAGCACUAUUUCCCCGAGAUGGAGCGCCUGGACUUGCCCCAGGACCUGCGGGGGAAGCGCAGCAUCAUUUUCGGGAAUGUGGAGAAACUGUGGGACUUCCACAGUCAGUACUUCCUGAAGGAGCUGGAGUCAUGCGCCCACUCCCCGCUGUCCAUCAGUAGCUGUUUUCUCAGACACGAGGAUCAAUUUGGAAUGUAUGCUCUGUACAGCAAGAAUAAACCCCAGUCCGACACUCUGCUCAGCAGCCAUGGGAACGAAUUCUUUAAGAAUAAGCAGAUGGAGCUCGGAGACAAAAUGGACUUGGCGUCCUACUUGCUGAAGCCCAUCCAGAGGAUGAGUAAAUAUGCACUGUUGCUUAAAGACCUGAUCAAGGAGUGCAGUCAGUCCCAGGAGCAGGAGCUGAGUGACCUCCGCACUGCAGAGGAGUUGGUCAAGUUUCAGCUUCGCCAUGGCAACGACCUGCUGGCUAUGGAUGCCAUUCGGGGCUGUGAUGUGAACCUAAAAGAGCAGGGUCAACUCCGCUGCCAGGAUGAGUUCAUAGUCUGGUGUGGACGGAGGAAAUACCUCCGCCACGUCUUCUUGUUUGAAGACCUCAUCCUCUUCAGCAAGACCAAAAAGAUCGAAGGAGGAUAUGACAUUUACAUCUAUAAACAGUCCUUCAAAACAGCAGAGAUAGGUAUGACUGAAAAUGUUGGCGACAGCGGCCUGCGUUUUGAGAUUUGGUUCCGUCGGAGGAAGUCACAGGACACGUUUAUACUCCAAGCCAGCUCCGCAGAGGUCAAGGCUGUGUGGACAGCCAUCAUAGGGAAGAUUUUGUGGAGGCAGGCACUCAGAAACAGAGAGUUGCGCAUGCAGGAGAUGGUGUCCAUGGGGAUUGGAAGCAAGCCUUUCAUGGACAUCAAGCCAAGUGAUGCAGCUAUUAGUGACAGAGCCAUUGACUAUAUCAUGAAGGGGUCAGAGUCUAGGACCAGGGCGUCCAUCGCGGUGCCUUCGUUUGAACACGCCAUGUCGUUCAAGCGACCUCACUCCACCAUCUCCAAUAGCAGCACCUCCUCCUCCAGCAGCCAGUCAUCCUCCUCUCUGCUGGGCUCGCUCAAUCUUCAUCUUUACUCCUCACCCUCUCACCCGCACACACAUCCAUACCCAAUGGCCAGCGUUCCCUCCUUUGCCCAGUGGCCCUAUGACUGCAUAGAGGAGGAUGAGCUGGAGCAGGACACCGGGAGCCAGCCCUCCAUGAUCACUGAGAGCUCAGAGACAUCCUCCCAGUGUACCUCCAGUGACAGUGUAACAGGCCUGAGUACCCUCACUAUACCAGGGCACUCCAGCAUCGUCAUGGACUCCUACAACAACAAUGAGCCCCCCUCUUUCCUGUGCUCCUCCACACCUCCCUCCUCCAUAGCGUCUCCUUCGAUAUUCCAGAAAGAGGAAGACCUCCAACCCCAGGGCACCAAGUUCAUCACAGCAAGCAAGACCUCUCAUAUAGCAGUAGGCCUCUCUACUGUGGUCUGACUCAGAGCUGAGGGGUUUUAGCUCACUGUGAAGUCCUCAAGCUGAAUGCUACUUGAUGCCACAGCAGUUAGCAUAUCAGGACAAGGAGAUGAAGAUAAGAGUCCAGCUGCAGAGCACUAAGACUUUAAUGGAUGAACUAUUAUAUGACAUUUCAUUUUGAUACUGUAAAUUGGAAAUUGACAUAAUAUACACUGCCAUGAUGGUACGUCAGUGGUCUGUACAUUUGUUUUAAUGAACUAGGUAUGAAUCAGUGUUUAUAUUGUAGAUGAGUUUUUUGUAUUAUGUAUUUUACAAAACAAAAAAAAUAGCAGGCAGAUCAAUCCAGACAAUGUUGUACUGUCAUAUGUAUUUUGUUUUCUUCUGUUGCCAUUCCUGUGUUAUAACAAGUUUGUACAGAUGAUUAAACAUUUUAAAACA